Messenger RNA from Mercenaria mercenaria, 3840 nucleotides. RefSeq lists its product as uncharacterized. The transcript is spliced from 10 exons. Gene Ontology annotation, molecular function: SH3 domain binding. The record is from RefSeq and is a predicted model, not a curated record. Gene Ontology annotation, biological process: signal transduction. The coding region runs from base 794 to 1975 and encodes 393 amino acids. Lineage: Eukaryota; Metazoa; Mollusca; Bivalvia; Venerida; Veneridae.
CUUCAAACUAAAGUGAAAAACUUUUUUGUAGACUAAUUAUGACUAUAGAGACCCUUCUUCCAAGGACUAGAGUGAAAAAAAAGAUCGAGGACAAAUUUCUGAGACGACAACAUUUAACCUAUGAAAAACUGUUGUGAAACAAGCCCAGGGCGCAAGUUGUUUUAGCACGUGAUUUACAUGUAGAUCUACAUGCUCGUAUUUCAAAGAAAAUGCUUAGAAGAGAGCACAAAAGUACAAACUUAAGGGUCAAGGAUUCGACAAAAAUAAUAUGCCUGAAUUAGUGGUCCUCCUUAACUGUUUCAAGUCUAUUAUAUUACAAUAGUGUAGUGGGUAAAUACCAAACACGCUGUCAAUUAAUACUUUGAUAAUAUUCUAACGUUUUGGCUAAUUGCCUUCUUUAGGGAAUAGUAACAAUUUUAAUAUAUAUUUAAAAUAUAUAUUCUCUCCAUACAACAAUUCAUAUUUCUAAGAACAAAAACAUGAUGUAUUGAAUUACGCGGAAUAUUGCUAAACUUCCUACAUUAUUAUAGAUCUACAAACAAGUUUCACAAGUCUAUGAGUCUUCACAAAGGUCUUGUUACGGUUAUAUGUACAAAAAUGGCCUAAAAUAAUGAGUUCAAAAGAAUAAAAUCAACAACAUUAUAUUAAUUGUUUUGAUAGGUGAAUAACGCUAAUACAUCUACAAACAAGUAUUUGAACGCCAUGGUGAAAAUAACGGUACUAGCGUUCCUAGUUGCGACAUCACUGAUGGCGUCAUUUCUCUGUGAAAUACUGUAAAACGCUAAAAAAAAACAUGCAAAAAGCUCUCAAAUCAAGGAGAAAACAACAUCUGCAAUUGAUAUUGCAGGGCUGUAUUUGCACGGAAUGGACCAAAUAUAUUGUCAAUGAAUCAAACAACUUAAAUAUUGUGAAAGAUUUUGAUGCUGACAGCGACGAGAGCUUUUGUUUUUGUAUAAAGUAUGAGAUUCCAACCAAAAAACCUCUUAUAUUUGCCAGCGAUACGUACACUAAUAGAACGGUAUGGAUUAACGAAGUAGAAAAGGCGAUACAGGAAGUUCAGCAAUUUUCCGCAGACAGUGGCUUUGGAAGCGCAGGUACAUUUCCACCCAGGGACAGUGGAUAUGCAAGUGGGGGUGUAUUCCCGUCUAGGGAUAGCAGUAUUCCAGAUGAAGCAGACCAUAAAGGCUAUGAUGAAAUACCGGAGUGGCAUAUCAAAACUGCUAGCCCACGACCAAUACAAGAAUCAUUAGAUACUUUGACUUCUUCACCUAUGUUGUCUGUAAGAACUGGCAGUACAGAGAGGACGGUGCAUACUGAUGAUAGACUUGUUCCUAUAAGAACUUCUGACAGUCGUUUUCACGGACAGAAUCAGGAUAGCGUGUACGCAAAUACUGGACCAAGAAAUGUAGAUCACUUAAGUACAUUGUCAAUGGCAUCUUUAAAGGAAGACAUUAAUAAUGACAGCCUGUAUAUAAACACAGGAAGUUCAACAGGAGCUACCCAAGCCAUAGAGUCACUUCCUUCAACAACAAGUUCCCUCCUGUCGGUUUCUGGGGAUACAGAAAGUGUAGAUGAAGAGAGUUGUAACAGUGAGACUGUACCUAAAACAGUCUAUGAGAGUCCUGAGGAAGAUGUUGAUACACUAUAUGCAAAUGCACAGUUUUUCAAAACAACUGAUUACUACUGUGCGUCUAAAAAGAACGGAAGAAGCAAGUUGCAGACCAAACCAAUUGGUACAUUUCUCGUUAGUCCCGGAGAGACUACAAAGCUGGACCUGUGUGUGAAAACUUCAAAUGGUGAUAUUUCAUUCCGCAUAUAUGAACAGAAUGGGAGAAUAUCGCUAUUUAAAACAUUUUCAAUGGAAUGUUGCAUUUUUCCUACCCUGGAUGCACUCCUGCGAUACUACCAUGUUUACGAGUUGCCUUCAAAGACUUUCAAAGUAAAACUAAAAAAGGGAUUAAACAUUGCCGCCUAAGUCAACUUCGUUUAAAUGUCUCUGUGAGUACAAAGGAGAUUCAAAGUGGAUGAUAUAAGAAGUGUUAACCUCGUGUGUGCAUAGAAAUUUUUGCAUAAGUUAUGUAAGCUUUCUUAGAGUUUCAUAAUAUCGUGUCAAAGAUCUCUUCUACGUUUAAAUAUGUGUACGUCGUAGUAAUAGCAUCGAUUUUGUUGCUAGGGGAAAGUGAAGAUAUAUAAUUUCCAUAUUUCCUAAUUAAGAAAUAAUAAAUAUGUGCCUAUAUUUUAUCAGUUAAUAAAAUAUGGGCAAGAGUUCGGAUGCGUAAUAAUUAAAUUACGUGCGUUAUUUCGAUUCUAACCACGCAAAUUCUUCGCAUUUAACAGCACUACAUUUUAGCUCGAUAUGUCAUUCGGCUGGUCAUAUGCUAUUAUAAAAACCUCCCCACGAAUGGAAAGCGUUGCAUAAAACGGAAUUUUCCGAUAUUCAGCAAAUUUUAAUAAAGUAUUAAGUAGUUACUGCUGUAAAAAUUUAUAUUACACAGUUGCGUGCUGGUAUGGAACUAUGUUCAUCUCUACAAAUUUAUAGAGAAUUGAAAAGUUGUUACGAAAAAUCGAAAUAUUUUAGUGUAUUAGAAAAUGUUAAACAUCGAAAUAUGUUAGCCAAAAUAAGAUUGAGUUCUCAUAAGCUAUUUAUUGAAACAGGAAGAGACAGAGGUAUAGGUAGAAGCCAAAGAAUAUGCACAUUAUGCAAUAUGGGUGACAUAGAGGAUGAAUUUCAUUUUAUAUUGAUAUGUCCGUUGUAUAAUGAUUUGAGAAAUAUGUUUAUUUCAAGGUACUUUACUAUUAAUCCUAGUGUUUAUAAAUUUAUACAAUUGUUAAACGAAGAUAAAAAAUUAGUACUGCAAAAGUUAGCACUAUUUUGUAUUAGAACCUUUGAAAGACGCGACAAUGAAUUAGAUUAAUGUUUCUUUAUUACUAUAUGACUUUGUUAUAUUGUGUUAUUGACAUGCUCAGGUCCCUUUAUUUCUAUUAUUAUUAUCACGUAUUCGCUCUCUCUCAACGCAUGCAUUGUUAUUUACAUGUAUAAAACAUGUUGUUAUGACGAUGAGUAUUGUGCUCAAGUCUAAAUAAACCAUAUGUUCUGUUCUGUUCUGUAAAAAUGUUAUUUUCAAUAACAUUUAAGGUCGGAUAUAGAAAUCAGAAGUAAAUACUCCAUUCAAAGUUUAUAUAUGCAGUUUCUAAAAAUAGUGCACGUCACCUACAUGAUGGCACUGAAACAUACACGCCAGAACAUUGCGGCGGCAUAUAAACACGUAAACACUUGAGUCUGGAAGAUUGGAACAUGAAUUAUAAUUUAUUUACUGUCAAAGUAGAAUCUAGUUGUCUUGACAUUUGUGGUGCCUACAACGCAGAAAUUGUAAACUACACACACGACCAGACAUAGAUGCACUGGUGUUGAAGUUGAAACUUACCGUGCUGAAACAUUUUCUUACGGUAAAAAUAUAAACAAAUAAAUUCAUCAGUUAGAAAUUGUUUGUUUCAGAAAAUUUGAUGUACUUUUUAUUACUACUACAUAGCUCUGAAAAAGAGUAUUCGGUCGGCAUAUAACAGAAGCAGAGUAGAAUCUCACAGUAGGGCUGUCAUUGAUUGGGUCUUAGGCAUAUCGACGAUACCGAUAUAUCAGAAGACAGUUAUCGAUGAUACAUCGAUAUAUCGAUUAUUAAGUUAGAUUAACAACCUAUUUGUUCAUAUGCAUACUAUAUACCUUCCUGUAAAUGCUGUUUUUAGUUUUAUUGCCUACUUUUCAUAUUACUGUUUGAUUGUGUUGUAUUUAUAUUUAUGAAAAUAAAAGAAACAAAUAAAAAUUAAUAAAAUCUUUCAUUUUUA